Messenger RNA from Coregonus clupeaformis (lake whitefish), 3321 nucleotides. Its product is annotated as zinc finger protein 395. Gene Ontology annotation, molecular function: RNA polymerase II cis-regulatory region sequence-specific DNA binding; DNA-binding transcription factor activity. Gene Ontology annotation, biological process: regulation of transcription by RNA polymerase II. Lineage: Eukaryota; Metazoa; Chordata; Actinopteri; Salmoniformes; Salmonidae. Bases 474 to 1868 code for a protein of 464 amino acids. Gene Ontology annotation, cellular component: nucleus. The record is from RefSeq and is a predicted model, not a curated record. The transcript is spliced from 10 exons.
CUCUGCCAAUGUGUUUAAUGUAGCCUAUUUUCUCUGGCGCGGCUCUCCCUCUGUCUGUCGGUGUGUCUGUCUGUGUGUCUGUCUGUGUGUCUGUGCUCUGAGGGCAUAAUUUUGAUCUCGUAACCUAUCACCCAGAUCUGCUCUUGUGCAGUUUCAGUGCAGUCUGAUAUCUAGCGCUCUGGCCAGCUGUCGCACUCGGCAUUGCUCCACCAUACGCACACCUAGCCACAGCCGCACAGAGCGCAUCCAGCCAUCCGUUUCCCAUCCAACCACCCUUUCACUGGCAGUCAGCAAGGCAGACCCGGUGGAGACGCCUACUUAAUUCACUCUCCAAACUGGACACAAGAAUCUCGAUCGCUCUAACGCUCCUCCAGCCUCUGGUGAAGAGAGAAAACAGAAGACGUUUUUCUCAGAAAACCUGCGUGUUGGGACCCCAUACAGCGUAGACAACCACCACAAGCAGCAGCAGCACCAUGGCAGCUAUGAAACCAGGGGAGAGGACCCUUUCUUCAGAACCGCAGUCAUGUCCCUCUACGGCAGCAGACCCCACAGAAACCAGGCAGCCCGGGGCAGAGAUGCAGGAGACACUGGUGGACAUGCAGUGCUGUGAGCAGGAAGACCCUAACUUGACAGAGAGGAACGGCCAUAGGAAAAUUAUGGAUAGGAACCAUCAGGGCCCAGUCUUCGUGCCCCAGGGGUUGACUGAGAGGGUCUGGAACCACCCCCCGGCUCCCCAGCAGACUACAACUCCCACAAUGCCCUCCUGCCCCGUGUCUGCCCCUUACAGUUUCUGGAGCCCAGGGUCGGUGGAGAUGGAUGAGAUCAUGGCAGCCAUGGUUCUGACCAGUCUGUCCUGCAGCCCUGUGGUACAGAGUAUUCCUCAGAGUCAGAAUGACCCGGUACCAGGUCCAUCAUCAGGGGGUGGAGACAUGGAGUGUGGGGGCGGGGAGCUUUCGGACAGCGGCAGCAGUGGCUGCUGGAGCUGGGACCACGGCAACCUUAGUCCCGCCCCGUCCCCGUCCAAUGCCGAGAUGGACAGCAACCCCGAUGAAGGACUGCAUAUGGAGCUGGAGGAUGAGCUACACACAGCCACGAGGUCAAAGAGUUCUUUCAGAGGAACAUACAGGUGUCUGUGGCCCAGCUGUGGCAAGGUGCUCACGUCUUCAUUUGGGAUGAAGAGACAUGUCCGUGUGCUGCACCUGGGCAGUGGUUCGGAACAGUCCCCGAGAGAGGAGGACUUCUACUACACGAAGAUCUCCUGCGUAGCUCCAGCAGACCCUUCUCCCAUCUCCCCUCUCCCCCCAGCCCCAGCCCCAGUUCCGGCCUCGUCCCCUCACGUCCCCUGGGCGUCCUGUGACUCCCCUCCAGGCCCUGGUCCAGAUUCCGGUCUCCAGAUCCCCUCCUCCUCCUCCUCCUCCUCAGGGUCAGGGAGCUCCAGGCCCAGCUCAGCCCCAGGCCAGGCCAGACCUCUCAGCCAGUCUGCCCCCAGCUCCUUCUGGCAGAUCCAGACAGACCACCUCUAUCAGGCCUGCACUCCCCAACGGGUGACCAUGUCCUCUCGCAGCCCCACCCCUUGUUGUUGGACCCCUCCCCCUCUCACCGUCUCUAACCAGCACAACCAUCACAACACCCAGGUGGUGACGGGUCGCUGCAGGUCUGUGAGUGUAGGAGAGCAGUGGCUUCAACAGAACAGCGCCACCAACAGGCUAAUCACCAUGAGUGCAGCAUCCCCGUCACGCUCUCACUGCUCCUUCAGGAAGGGGCGAGCGGAGGCCAAAAAGUGUCGUAAGGUGUACGGAGUGGAGCGCAAGGACCAGUGGUGCACGGCCUGCCGCUGGAAGAAAGCAUGCCAGCGCUUCCCAGACUAAACGAGUGCGUGAACAAAGGAUGAUGAAAGAGAGACUUGAAAAAAAAGAGAGAGGACACGAUCACGAUCAGGGCCUGUAAGCCAUCAAGAACAACUUUUUUUAUACCUUGUUUUUUUUUCCCCUCAAGGAAUAAAGUGAUUUCUGUUUAGUUUUUUUAUACGUUGACCUGAGAAGUAAGUCAGUGUGUGAUGGCGGUGCUAGUAGCUACUAGGUUAGACUGUGUUAUGAUGAGGUAGGCCUACAAGGCUCGUCCUUCCUAGCCUGGUACCAGACCGGUUUGUGCUAUGUAGCAUGGCAACGACCAUAGGAGUUAGAUAUACACAGGGAUGGAACUUUUUGGCCACUGGCUAGUAGCCCUGAGUAACAUUCGGGUCCAAAGUAUGCGCCAUUGCGAUAUUUCUAAGAACAAACUUUGACUGGCCUGGUGGGCUAGUGUGGCACAUUUCCUACUAGCCUGAUCUGAACAGUACUAGCGGGCUAGCUUCAUUUCCAUCCCUGGUUGUACUUUUGAACAAGGCCCUUAACCCUUAACUGCUCUCCAUCCAGAAUUCUUCUUCUUCUUCUAUACAGCAAACAUAUCUGUCCCCAGGCUCCUUCCACCUUCCACUGAGAGCAUGUCUCCUCACCUUCCACUGAGAGCAUGUCUCCUCACCUUCCACAGUAUGUUUUACACUCUUCUUGUUCCUUCAAUCUCUUCCUCCAACACUUCAUUCUUCCCUGUGGUCUCUACGGAGGUAAUGGAUACCUGUUACUUCUAUAUGGUGUGCUAUCUAUGAGUUCUUCCUUUGGACUAUUUUGUGUUUUUGUCUCUUUUUAAAGGAUGGCCUUUCUGUCCCACCUGAGAGGUAGGCAGAGGUUUAUGUCAUGUUUUGGCACAUUUUAUUGAAAUGUAUUUUACAAGGAUAGUGAUGAAUAUGCUACAUUUGGUUUGACUCGUUGUGGUUUGAAUCAAGUCAGUUCCUUCCAUACAGGAUUUUACUCUUCCCCGUCUUGGUUAAGCAUUGUUAUGGUCCUGUCUGUAUAAGCUACUGGACAGGAUUGGGGUCAAUUUGAAUUGCUCGGUCAAUUCAGGAAUUAAACUGAAAUUCCAAUAGAAAAAAUUCCAAUUUAUUCUCAAUGAUUUUCCAAUAAAUGGAAAAGGAGAAGCUAUUUAUUUCAAAAGCUUGUGAAGUUUUGAAUUUAUAUUCAAAUUACUUCCUGUAUUGAGUAUUGAGUGACUUCAAUUGGAAUUGAACCCAACCCUGCUAUUGGACCACUACCAAGGGAUCAGGCAAUUAGACAACUGAAUUUGUAUUAUCCUUCUAAUGAAACAACAAAAAAACGUAUUGUGUAACGUCAUUAAAAUGUAUGCACUCACUAACUAACUGUAAGUCGCUCUGGAUAAGAGCGUCUGCUAAAAUGACUAAAAUGUAAAUGUAAAUUAACACAUUCAAAUAAAGUACCCCACUGAGAA